Panonychus citri (citrus red mite) is the source of this 789-nucleotide messenger RNA. RefSeq lists its product as uncharacterized. Lineage: Eukaryota; Metazoa; Arthropoda; Arachnida; Trombidiformes; Tetranychidae. The coding region runs from base 217 to 627 and encodes 136 amino acids. The record is from RefSeq and is a predicted model, not a curated record. The transcript is spliced from 3 exons.
UCUUGACCUUAACCCAGAGAGAGCCCUUCGGGAAGUGAUCGGAGAAACGUUAAUCAUAUUAUUAGAGUGGUUUUAAUCACCGAUCUCAGCAAGAAGUAAUCAACAGAAGCUCCGUCAUGACAACAAGGCCCACAAGAAAUCGGACUCAGGACAGAAAAAACAAUUUCUCUUUCGUUCUGUGUGUGUGUAUCUCAAUCUCCUUAUACUCUUUCAACGAUGCAUAUCAAAUACCUCAUUUUGGCCUGUGUUUUCAUCUUCGCCCGAAUUGUCCUUGCCUCUGAUUCUGCUCGACGUAAAUCGGAAGAGGAAACAUCCGACAAUGCUCUGAACUACGAUCACAAAGAUGUCACCCAACGAUCGGGAUUCAUGUCACUUAUCCAAGACGGUACAGUUCCCACUUUCCUUGUAAUGGGUUUAGCCACAAUCGCUGCCGCUGCUUUAAGUUCCAAAAACGAAGGUAAAUUACGCGUACGACGAUCAACCGACGCAAAUUGGUCCAACAAUUUACUCAAAAUUCUCGGUAAUGUUCAAAAGGCCGUUGAAAAGUACCAACAAUUAGAAAACGAGAUCGCUAAUGAAUUAGACGAUGAUAUGGUUCGUGAUUUCAAUUCCAAACCAACUGAAUAAAUUAAAUCUUUUUACUCUAAUCCAUCAUUCAAUUUUAUCCCACCAAUUAAAACCUUGUUAUCAUCAAAUGUUAAUUGUUUCCUAAUUUAACUUUUAUCAUUGUUUCGCCAUUGCCAUAAACAAAUCAUAUUAAACAAUCAACUCAAUUUCAUUUACUAUCAA